Messenger RNA from Onychostoma macrolepis, 4676 nucleotides. It is a transcript of the gene mmp17a, whose product is annotated as matrix metallopeptidase 17a. Lineage: Eukaryota; Metazoa; Chordata; Actinopteri; Cypriniformes; Cyprinidae. Gene Ontology annotation, molecular function: zinc ion binding; metalloendopeptidase activity. Gene Ontology annotation, biological process: proteolysis; collagen catabolic process; extracellular matrix organization. Gene Ontology annotation, cellular component: extracellular matrix. Bases 807 to 2366 code for a protein of 519 amino acids. The record is from RefSeq and is a predicted model, not a curated record. The transcript is spliced from 10 exons.
CAAGCCUAUCUUCCGACUAAUAAUUAUCGUUUAGGGAAAAGGCGUGAAAGAAAGACCUGUGGCCUGUGGGUAGCCUAUAGAUAAUUACACGUAGGCUAUUAGACACGUCUAUGGAAUCGAAAAUGUAUUCGGACUUACACUCCCACUCGUCUGCGUCUACACACGUAUCGGAAUUAUUUCAUUUAUGUCUUCACAGAAGUCAAGUUUCACCGCGACGAUUCAGCAGAAGCAAAUCGUGCGCGAGAGUGUUAAAGAAAUAGUUCAGCCAAAAAUGAAACCAUGUCAUCGUUUACUCACCAUCAUUUUGUUCCAAACCUGUGUUGACUUUCUGUCACACAGAGAAGGCUGGCGGUCUCAGUCACCAUCCACUGCAUUUUCACUGCAAGAAAGAAAUUAAUAAUAAUUUGGAAUAAUAUGAGAGUGAGCAGCCUAAAUGAUGGCAGAGUGGGUGAACUAUUUAUUUAAACAUUGAGCCGCUCAUUAAUAGGCUAAUUUACAUUCCUUACCCGAUUAUGUUUGAAGUAUAACUUGCAAAAACAUCAUUCACACAUGCAAGUGGGUCGUAUUUUUGCAGAACGUCGUUUAUUUAGUUUGACCUGUUUACGCUAGAGUCGCUUUGUCAGUAUAUGCUAAAAUUUAUAUGGCCAGAUGCCGGACUGUAACGCAUUAUUAGUGUUUGUCUGUAACUGGAAACAUAAUCAACCUCUUCUCAGGAUUGGCUGAGCAAGUUUGGCUAUCUCCCUCCCGCUGAUCCUGUGAAUGGACAGCUACAGACUAAAGAGGCUUUGACGAGGGCCAUCAAAGCCAUGCAGAGGUUCGGAGGCCUGAAAGAAACUGGAGUGCUAGACCAAGCAACCUUGGGCUUAAUGAAGACCCCUCGUUGCUCGCUGCCAGAUGUGUCAGAGCCGGAUAUAUCAGCAGGCAGACGAAAGCGGGCGCUAGCUCCUCAGAAUAAGUGGAACAAGAGGCAUCUUUCAUGGAGGGUAAGGACGUUUCCAAAGGAGUCAGCUUUGCUGGGCCGGGACAUGGUGCGGGCUCUUAUGUACUAUGCCCUGAAAGUGUGGAGUGACAUUGCUCCUCUCAACUUCCAUGAGGUGGCGGGGAAUGAGGCAGACAUUCAGAUUGAUUUCACCAAAGCGGAUCAUAAUGACGGAUACCCUUUCGACGGACCCGGUGGCACAGUAGCCCACGCAUUCUUUCCCGGAGAACGAUUCACAGCGGGUGACACACACUUUGAUGAUGAUGAAGCCUGGACCUUCAGAUCGCCAGAUUCUCACGGAAUGGACCUUUUCGCAGUGGCGGUGCAUGAGUUUGGCCACGCCAUAGGGCUCGCACACACCUCUGCCAUUGAGUCCAUCAUGCGCCCUUACUACCAGGGGCCAGUGGGCGACCCUCUCAAGUACAACCUCCCUUAUGAAGACAAGAUUCGGGUCUGGCAGCUUUACGGUGUUCGAGAGUCUGUAUCGCACACGAUGCAGCCAGAUGACCCCUCUCAAACCGCCGAACCCCCCGUCCUGCUUGACCUCCCCGAAAACAGAUCCAUGAUACCACCUGCCCCUGAUGCCCCUGACAGAUGCACUAGCCACUUUGAUGCUGUAGCCCAGAUUCGAGGGGAGGCCUUCUUUUUCAAAGGGAAGUAUUUUUGGCGUCUGACACGUGAGAAGCACCUGGUGUCGUUGAGGCCAGCUCAGAUCCAUCGCUUCUGGAGGGGUUUGCCUGCCAACCUGGACAGCGUGGAUGCUGUGUACGAGAGACCUGGAGACCAUAAGAUAGUGUUCUUUAAAGGUGGGAAAUAUUGGGUGUUCAAGGACAAUAAUGUUGAAGAGGGCUACCCACGGCCUGUCACGGACUUCGGACUGCCUGCGGAGGGAGUGGAUGCAGUAUUUGUUUGGCUGCACAAUGAGAAGACCUACUUCUUCAAGGACAGCCGUUACUGGCGCUAUGAUGACCCUCUGCGGCGCAUGGACCUCGGCUAUCCAAAAGACACUGCACUGUGGAAAGGGAUCCCAUCUCAACUAGAUGAUGCCAUGCGGUGGUCUGACAGAGCAUCAUAUUUCUUCAAGGGAAAGGAGUACUGGCGUGUGGCGGGCAGCGAUAUGGAGGUUGAAGCAGGUUAUCCGCGUCCCAUCGGCAAGGACUGGCUGGUGUGCACAGACAUGCAGUCGGACUCCCCGGAGAUGCAGAACAACUCAAACACAAGGCUACGUGGGCAGCACCACGCAGACCAUGCAGAAAAUGGCUACGAGGUUUGUUCCUGCACUUCGGACUCAGCCUCCCCAUUGGGGACGCGGCUGACCCUCUCGCCCGCCUGGGUGUUAGCGCCACUCUGGACGCUUACACUCGCUCUCUCCUCUGCUCCUCUCUGAUAAGGGCAGAGCCACAGGCCUGUACUCAAAAAGACUCCAGGAGCAGAACAUACAGCAGCCUGUGGGUAAUGAGAGCAUUGAGAGGCUCUGGGAAAGCUUUUCGCCAGCGGUGGGCUGAUGGAAAGGCCUCAGCACUUCAAUCAAGAAAGGGAGUGGAUCACAGUUUCUUUUUUUCUUUUUUAGAUGAUGCUUUUUGUUGUUGGUUUUCUAGAAACUGGAAAUUCUAUUAUUAUUAUUAUUAUUAUUAUUAUUAUUAGUGGUGCUUGCUAUUGCUUACCUGAACAAAGGGUGAACAAUUGCUGAAGAUUGACUGUCAGGCUAUUCAAGAUGUAGAUGAGUUUGUUUCUUCAUCGGAACAGAUUUGAAGAAAUUUAGCAUUGCUUUACUUGUUCACCAUUGGAUCCUCUGCAGUGAAUGGGUGCCAUCAGAAUGAGAGUCCAAACAGCUGAAAAAACAUGAUGAUAAUCCUCAAUUAAUCCACACUAUUCCAGUCCAUCAAUUAACAUCUUGUGAAGUGAAAAUCUGCAUGCAACAAAAACAUUAAUGAUGGAUUGGAGUUGUGUGGAUUGCGGAUUAUUGUGAUGUGUUUAUCAGCUGUUUGGACUCUCAUUCUGACGGCACCCAUUCACUGCACAGGAUCCAUUGGUGAGCAAGUGAUGUAAUGUUACAUUUCUCCAAACCUACUCUGAUGAAGAAACAAGCUCAUUUACAUCUUGGAUGGCCUGAGGGUGACAAAAUAUUUAGCAAAUAUUCAUUUAUGUGUCAGCUAUUCCUUUAACCCGAAGUAUUAAACUUCAGCACAUAAUUUAUUCUCACACCGUUUGUGCUACAGACAUGAAUGAUAUCUCAAAUCACGUCGCUCAUUGAGGUGUGCUGUUAAUUUAUCAGACCUACGACUUCACCUGACAGACAAUAAAACAACCCGAAAAAAUCCUGCAGGAGGGUUAUGAGCCAUAUUUAGGAUCCAAAAUAUCGAAAAGUCUUGGAAUACAUCCAUAUGUAACCCUUGCAACCACAUAGCAGCAUUCUAGAAAUCAGUCUAAAUAUCCAUCGUGCCAGAGUGUUUUGCACAAGCAAGCAUCACUAAUAUUUUUAUAAUAAAAAUUAAAAAUGUAUUAUUAUUAUUAUUAUUCAAAGUGUGAGAACAUUCAUUAUCAGGUUCAUUUAAUUAUAUUGUGUUUCAGAAUAUAUUGAUUUCAAGAGAUUACAGUAACCAGCUAUCUGAGGCAUAUCCAGAGCCAGUAAUAGUAAUGAUCAUGAUGAUAAUGAUAAAAAUGAUAGUAGUAAUAUUGCUGAUUUCGGGAAGGCAGCAGAAAUCUAACGAAUAGGGCUUCCGGCUGGCUGCAGUUCAUAGGCAUCAUGGGAUACCACGAGUCACAACCUGAUAACCUUCCCUCACUCCAACCAAGUGCUUUAAGAAUGCUGUCACUCAUCUUUAUUGGCACCUUUUCGGCUUGUUUUUUUACUAAAACCAUAAUCUUUUACUUAUCCUACAGGUUCCUUAUUGUAACCGUCUCAUCCUCUCUGAUCCACCUAUUCCCAAUGUCUUAGCAUCUUUUUUCUUAUUAGUCUGCCUUGUUCUAAGCAAUUAUAUUUACUCUCAUCUUCAGUACUGAGUGUUUUAGUAAUAACCACCACAAAAUCAUCACUCUAAAGCAAUGACAGUUACUUAUAAUUGCAAUCAACUGUAUUUUUUUGUAAUAAACACCACUAUUGUUUAGUUUAUCAAGGUCAUGCAUGAAGCUGGAUUCACAAUGCCUGGAUCACAUUUGGUUAUACAAUUAUUUUUGUCUUAACAGUUCCCACAGUCAGAGAGAGUUAUGAGAAAUAAUUCAACAGACUGGGAUGAUGUUUGACUCAUAUCCGGGGCUGCUGAGAGUGCACUCUGAUUAUAUAUGUAAAGAAAUGCUUAUAUACUAUAUAUAAAUACAUAUAUUUAAGGUAAAAACUUCUAUAGCAGUUGCAAAAAACAAUGUACAUUCUGAGCUGUCUUUUAUAAGGUGAAAUAUUUUUGUAGAAAAAUAAAGAAGAAUGAGCAAACUUGCGUGAUGAGUGCCGUAAUUUCAUGUCACACAGAGACUAAAAGCGAGCUCCACGCUGCUUUUUCCCCACAGACAUGACAGCUGCUGUCACACGACGGCGGGAACCGCAUUCGCGCCUGUUUUUUGUGCACCACAUUCACCUAGAGAUGCCAAAAUAGCAUCACGCCACCAAUCAGAAUUGUAUUAGCACCCAGAGCUCUGUUGGUAUGAUACUCCGUGUUGUUUAUGUGCAGAUAUCCUACAUGUAUUCUGCUGUAACUUUGUUAUU